AUGCUUAAUAUUAAGCAAGAGCAACUAAAAUUUAGUUUUUUUCCAGAAUCUUCAUGUCAGCUAGUUGAUUUUCUCGGAGGUGUUAAUUAUACACCUUCUCAAGAUAAUAAUGCAAUUUUCAAUCGAUCCGUAGGCUUUUUUCGAAAAAUAUUAACAGAAAUAGAAAUGGAGAAAGGCUGGAAACAUUUUAAAUUUUUCAUUAGCCAAGAUGAUAGCGGAGGAUUUUCGGUAGAGGUUUCUCAUACAAAGAGUGGGAGAUAUCCACCGGUAAAAACCUUAAAUUGUAUUUCUUGCGAUUCCGAAUCCGAAACAAAUAAAGUUUCAAGAAUUAAUUUUCCAUCGACCACAAGUGAUGAUACUAAAAAACUUUGCAAUAUUUGGCUUGAUGCAAAAGCAAGGUCAAUGUUUAUUAUAACACCUGUUCGGCAUGUUGAAAGGCUAUCAGAGUGUACUGAUGAAGAAUUAUUUUCAAUAUUUCACCUCGCAACGCAAGUAAUUGACGAAGAGAUGAGAGCUUCUGAAGCACCAUGGGGAAAUAUAAGAUUUCUUGGAAUGACAUUAAAUCAUGGUGAUUCGAGAAAUGUCGAGCAUUUACAUCUUAAAAUUAAAUUAACGAAUCAGGAUUUUAGAUAUUUCCAAAAUAAUGGAUGGGAUCGUAUAAAGAAACGAAACUUUAAUAUUUUGAAACGUGGUUUAUAUAAAAAGGAUAAAAGACUGCAGAAAAUAUC
Molecule: messenger RNA, 728 nt
Organism: Scutellospora calospora
Lineage: Eukaryota; Fungi; Glomeromycota; Glomeromycetes; Diversisporales; Gigasporaceae
Source: the annotation of a GenBank genome assembly